AUGGAAGAGGAGGAGUCAAGUGAAGAAGAGGAUGAGCUCCCCAUGUACCAAGAGCACUAUGAUGCUCUUUUCUCCAUGGACUUCAUGGACACCAAGUACCCACAUGUUGACACCAUGAAGGCCCUUGGAAUCUUUGAAGAUGUGGAGUUGGUCCUCAAGAACAUGCACUUGGCCAAGCUCUUCUCCUACCACAUGGAAUCCUACAAGGAGCUCACUUGCGAGUUCCUAGCUUCAAUGAGGUACCACAUGUAUGAGGAAGAAGAUAGAGCUGAUUUGGACCAAGGAUUGGGAUGGAUCACGUUCUUGGCUAAGGGAGAGAAGAGAAUGGUGACCUUUAGGCAGCUGGAGAUCUUGUUUGGGUUCAACUAUGGAGAGGGAACCAAGUGGAACUUCAAGGAAAAGGAACUCCAAAGGGUUUGGGCUACAAUCGCUGAUGGAGUGUACUCUUCCUCAAGGUCCAAGGCAGCUCAGAUCAGGAGCCCAGUCUUGAGAUAUGUGCACAAGGCACUUGCCAACACCUUCUUUGCAAGGAAGGCAACCGGGACAAUCAACGAGGGGGAACUCAAGUUUCUUGACAUGGGAAUCAAGCCCUUCUCUCACGCACAAGCGAUGGCAAGAGGAUAA
Molecule: messenger RNA, 624 nt
Organism: Microthlaspi erraticum
Lineage: Eukaryota; Viridiplantae; Streptophyta; Magnoliopsida; Brassicales; Brassicaceae
Source: the annotation of a GenBank genome assembly